Momordica charantia (bitter melon) is the source of this 2305-nucleotide messenger RNA. RefSeq names its product ubiquitin domain-containing protein DSK2b. NCBI's taxonomy places the organism in Eukaryota, Viridiplantae, Streptophyta, Magnoliopsida, Cucurbitales, Cucurbitaceae. The record is from RefSeq and is a predicted model, not a curated record. Gene Ontology annotation, biological process: ubiquitin-dependent protein catabolic process. Gene Ontology annotation, molecular function: polyubiquitin modification-dependent protein binding. Gene Ontology annotation, cellular component: cytosol.
UUCGCAAUUGGUUCCAUUCCACGAUAGAGAGAUCAGCUGCUGCCAUCGAUUCAACGAAGUUUUUGGAGCUCAGCAUCAGCUACAGCUAGGGUUUCUAAUCUCCAUUAAUUCUUCUUCUUCUUCUCUUCCGUUCCUUCUUCUUCUUCUGUAUUUUCUCUUUCAAUUCGCCGGUUUACGCACCUCCCGCGCCCGGGAGGGACCAACCAACGCUAUGGGUGGUGGCGAUGGAGCUGUGCACGGCGCCAGCGACACGACGACCGCUGCCGAUGGAGUCAAAGUCAACGUCAACAUUCGAUGCUCCAAUGGUUCCAAGUUUUCUGUUCUGGUUUACCUCGAAUCUACCGUUGGAUCCUUUAAAUCCAUCCUCGCGGACCACAGCGAGGUUCCGGCCGAUCAACAACGCCUGAUUUACAAGGGUCGGAUUUUGAAAGACGAUCAAACCCUACAAAGCUACGGGUUAGAGGCAGAUCACACCGUUCAUUUGGUUCGUGGAUCGGCACCUGCUGCACCGCCGACCAAUCCUUCUACUGCGCCGCCCAAUGCCGGCGGUCCGAACACCACUUCGAGUAACGCAAGGAAUGUUCCAUCAAAUGAAGGUGGAGCUCUAGGAGGAUUUGGGUUGGAAUCUUCCCUGUUUCCUGGACUUGGUUUCGAUGGGCUUGGUGCCACCGGGGGCUUGUUUGGAGCUGGCCUUCCUGAUUUCGAACAGGUGCAACAGCAGCUGACCCGUAAUCCAAACAUAAUGAGAGAAAUAAUGAACAUGCCUGCCAUACAAAACAUCAUGAAUAACCCAGAUAUCAUGCGGAACUUGAUCAUGAAUAAUCCUCAAAUGCGUGAAAUUAUGGAUCGAAAUCCUGAGCUCGCGCACAUUCUCAAUGAUCCCAGUACUCUCCGGCAGACGCUGGAAGCUGCAAGAAAUCCUGAGCUUAUGCGUGAGAUGAUGCGGAAUACUGAUAGAGCAAUGAGCAACAUUGAAUCUUCCCCCGAGGGAUUUAACAUGCUUAGGCGAAUGUAUGAAACUGUUCAAGAGCCAUUUCUAAAUGCCACAACUAUGUCUGGAACUGCUGGAAAUGAUGGCUCGAACCCUUUUGCUGCACUCUUAGGAACGGGUGGGGAUGUGACCAAUAAUACGACAUCCAAUCCAUCUACAACUACUCCUGAUGCGACUAAUGGAUCUCCUUCUCCAAAUACAAAUCCACUUCCAAACCCAUGGACCCCUCCUAGCACUGGCGGUACACAAACUAACUCUACCAGGUCAAAUCCUACUCCAAAUGUUAGUGCUCAAGUUCCCACUGGUUUAGCCGGGCUUGGUCUUCCAAAUCUUGAGGGUAUGUUGGGUGCAACACCAGAUGCCAGUUCUCUGAAUCAGUUGAUGCAAAACCCAGCUAUUUCACAGAUGAUGCAAAGUGUUUUGUCAAACCCCCAAUAUGUGAACCAGAUUCUUGGUCUCAAUCCUCAAAUGCGCAGCCUGCUUAAUUCCAAUCCUCAGCUUAGAGAGAUGAUGCAGAAUCCUGAAUUUCUACGUCAGUUGACCUCCCCUGAGACAUUGCAGCAAUUGUUUACUUUGCAGCAACAUCUCGCGUCACAGAUUGGUCGCCAGCCCACCCUGAACCAAGGUCAGAGUCAGACUGAUGGAGGCACAGGAGCUGCCAACAACAAUAUGGGGUUGGAAAUGUUGAUGAACAUGUUCGGUGGACUUGGUGCUGGUAGCCUAGGCGUGCCCAACAGACCCGAUGUACCACCAGAAGAACUGUAUUCAAUGCAGCUCACACAGCUGCAAGAAAUGGGAUUUAUCGACAGACAGGAGAAUAUACGAGCACUGAUCGCUACUGCAGGAAACGUCCAUGCUGCGGUUGAGCGAUUACUGGGGAAUUCAGGUCAGUAGUCGAUCGAUCCCAUUGGUAGUGCCAGCCUGGUCCCCUCGACUGCUGACAGCUGAGGUAAGUGACUUUGGAGGUGAAAUUCAAGUCUGGUGAGCAUACGAUUGAGUUCAAAUUUUGGUAUAGGAGCGGCAAAGUCGGGAAUACGAUCACUGAAUUACAAGGUCUCACUCUCUCUCAGGUUCUCGGAGUUCCUGUAAUACAUGUUUCUCUUACAUGAUAGCGAGAUAUGUGAUAUGAACUGUGUGGAAAAUAUGUUUAAUUUAGAUAAUAUUUGUUGUUUUUGUUCGUCAAAUUGAGUUUAUUGAAGUUUCUGUUUUGAUACUAUUACUACGGGAGCUCAAUGAUGGGUUCUGUCACUCUCACUGACCCACUCUUAAGCUUUCUGUGAAUAUAAUACAUCCACUUCACUUGCUGUUUUCACA